CUGCCAAGAGGCUGCGUUGGACAGCGGGGUCGCCAAGGGGACCCUGCAGCCAGGGGAAGGGUGACAAUCCCUCCCCCAGCGGGACGGAGGCGGCCGUGGGAGCCCCUCGGUGGCAGGAUGGGCGCUGGGAGGGGAGCAGAUCCAUGAAGAUCCUCAGAGCUGGGGCUCAGCAGCGAAGCUGCCCCGGCUGAGGCGGAUCCAGGAGCGGGAUCGUGGCCGGGAGAGCCCCGCCAGGGCCGGGCAGUGCCGUGGGCUCCCGCAGGACCUGGAUGCUGGAGGAUGACGCCGUGUGGGGUUGGUGGCCGGGCGGUGCUGGCACUGAUGACCCUGUCCCUCAGCUUCGCCACCGAGGAGCUGCUGUGUGCCUGCGAUGUGCCCCACUGCAGCCAGCCCAACUGCACGGGCAAGGUGUGCUUCGUCAGCAAGAGGAGGGAGGAGGGCACCAUCACCCAGCACCGCGGCUGCUUCUCCCAGAACAUUCUGGAGCACUGCCACGCGUCCGUCACGGAGCAGUACGGCAUGAGGUGCUGCAACUUCCACAUGUGCAACGCCCAGCUGGAGAUCUUCCUGCAAGGAGAAGAUGCCCCGGUAGAGACACCUUCCCUACCCAGCCUCCUCCUGAUGAUCUUCGUGCCACUGCUCUCCCUCCUCAUCCUCGCGGCGCUCACGGCACUCUUCUGCUGGAAGGUGGCCCAGCACCGCCACAAGCACAGUGACUUUGGUGACACAGACCUCAUGCUGAAGGCAUCCAUGAUGGGAGACAGCACCUUAGAGGACCUGCUGAACGAUGACUGCACCACGGGCAGUGGUUCAGGGCUGCCUUUCCUUGUCCAGAGGACGGUGGCUCGGCAGAUCACCCUCAUGGAGUGCGUGGGUAAAGGGCGCUACGGCGAGGUGUGGCGAGGCGUGUGGCACGGGGAGAGCGUGGCCGUGAAGAUCUUCUCGUCCCGGGACGAGCAGUCGUGGUUCCGUGAGACAGAGAUCUACAACACCGUCCUCCUCCGGCACGACAACAUCCUGGGUUUCAUCGCCUCUGACAUGACGUCCAGGAACUCCAGCACGCAGCUCUGGCUCAUCACCCACUACCACGAGAACGGCUCCCUCUACGACUACCUGCAGAGGACAGUCCUGGAUGUGGACACCUGCCUGGGCUUGGCCUCCUCCAUCAUCUGUGGCCUCGUCCACCUCCACGUGGAGAUUUUUGGCACGCAAGGCAAACCUGCCAUCGCCCACCGUGACCUGAAAAGCAGGAACAUCCUGGUGAAAAGCAACCGGCAGUGCUGCAUCGCAGACCUGGGGCUGGCCGUCAUGCACUCCCAGGGCAGCGACUACCUGGACAUUGGCAACAACCCCCGGGUGGGCACCAAGCGCUACAUGGCCCCGGAGGUGCUGAGCGAGCAGAUCCGCACCGACUGCUUCGAGUCCUACAAGAAGACAGACAUCUGGGCGUACGGGCUGGUGCUCUGGGAGAUCACCCGGCGCACGGUGGUGAACGGCGUCGUGGAGGAGUACCGGCCGCCCUUCUUCGACGCCGUGCCCAGCGACCCCAGCUUCGAGGACAUGAAGAAGGUGGUGUGUGUGGACCAGCAGACCCCCGUGAUCCCCAACCGCCUCUUCUCCGACUCGGUUCUGUCGGCGCUGGCGAAGGUCAUGAAGGAGUGCUGGUACCAGAACCCCUCGGCCCGUCUCACCGCCCUGCGCAUUAAAAAGACCUUGAAGAAGCUGAGCAACUCCGUCGAGAAGCCAAAACUGGAGCAGUGAGUGCCGGGAACCGGACACCGGAGCCACUGACGGCUGCACCGGGGACGGGAUGGCUCCGGUCACGGAGGGGAUUUGCUCACAGCUCCUGCCUCUCCCACUCCUCCUUCGAGCCGGUUGAAUUUGCAAGCACGAAAAAAAUAGGGGAGAAAAAAAACCAAAACAA
Molecule: messenger RNA, 1924 nt
Organism: Vidua macroura (Pin-tailed whydah)
Lineage: Eukaryota; Metazoa; Chordata; Aves; Passeriformes; Viduidae
Gene: ACVRL1
Product: activin A receptor like type 1
Exons: 10
Coding region: 280-1761 (493 amino acids)
Biological process (GO): heart development; angiogenesis; dorsal/ventral pattern formation
Cellular component (GO): plasma membrane; BMP receptor complex
Molecular function (GO): transforming growth factor beta receptor activity, type I; SMAD binding; ATP binding
Source: RefSeq, a predicted model, not a curated record